Papaver somniferum (opium poppy) is the source of this 1260-nucleotide messenger RNA. RefSeq lists its product as uncharacterized. The transcript has 3 exons. NCBI's taxonomy places the organism in Eukaryota, Viridiplantae, Streptophyta, Magnoliopsida, Ranunculales, Papaveraceae. Bases 1 to 1260 code for a protein of 419 amino acids. The record is from RefSeq and is a predicted model, not a curated record.
AUGAGUUUGAAAAGUCGAGAAAAACAACCUGACCUAGGGGCUCGUGUAAAAGGAACAAAGAAAGUUACGAGUAGUGCUAGGAGAGAAAGGACUGCUAAGGAAACUUCAAGUGCUCAAGAUAAAGGUGUAAAACCAAGAGAUCAACAAGACACUGAACAAGUCGUGGAUCCAAGUGCAACACAAGGCACCGAAGAAGUUCAAGAAACUGGAGCUCCACAGGUCACAUUAGAAGUUCAAAAUACAAGUGCUCAAGAAGAAACUCAAGGCACUCAAGAUGCAAGUGCUCCACAAGCAAGUGCUCCACAAGGCACUCAAGGACCAAGUGCUCCACAACCACAAGGUGAAAUUUUUCCAGUAGUACAAGAAAAAGGACAACCAAGUAGCACCCAAGAAGGAGGAAAAUCUAGUGGUACCAAAAAAGACAAAAGAGGUGUACAAGGUAAAAAGAAGGAUAUUUCUAAGAAAGCAACACAUCUUUUCCCUGACUACUUGAAGUUUCAUCAAGAUAUUGUUCGUCUGCUCAAACCCGCCCCAAAAAAGAAAACGUUGGAAUGGCCUUUAUCCGGUGAAUGUGAAAGGUUCAAGAUGAUUAUACACCACUCGGGGUUGUAUCCGGUUGUCGAGAACUCUUUGUUGGAACAUGACCGUGUGGCUAUAUAUGCGUUUCUGGAGAGAUUGUGUCCUGAGACCGACACCUUCCACAUGCCUUUUGGGGAAAUGACCAUUACCCCGGAUGAUAUUGUGCAGAUUCUUAACCUCCCUGUCCAAGGCACAGCUGUCAAGUUAAACUACACAAAGCAGUUAAGUUGGACACAACUUUAUGUUCUAACUAAAAAGUGUUUAGGUUGGGAUGAGGAGACAACAACAGCUGAGUUCAUGUGGCAUGCAUCUUACAAAACAAGACAGAUCAACAUUAACCAAUUGAUGAGCAUGUACCGAGGCACUUUGGAUAAAGAAAGGAACGGAACGUUAACCGAUGAUCAAGUGAACCAAGUGACCACCGCCUAUCUCCUUUGUGUAUUGGGAUGUGUCAUUUUCCCCAAUACUACUGGAAACCAUAUUGACGCCAACCUUACACAACUUCUUGAUACUCUCCAUGAAGUCGGUGAUUAUUCUUGGGGCACGGAAUGCCUUGCACAUUUGAUGGAAGAGUUGAGAAAGGCGUCGAGGCAAGCAACCAUCCAAGUUGGAGGGAACGUGUCUCUAUUGCAGGUUUUUAUCAUCUCUAUUACUUUAUUAAUAAUUAUGCUUAUUCGGUAG